Camellia sinensis is the source of this 3200-nucleotide messenger RNA. The record is from RefSeq and is a predicted model, not a curated record. Lineage: Eukaryota; Viridiplantae; Streptophyta; Magnoliopsida; Ericales; Theaceae.
UACUUGGAUGACAAGACAUUAGGCGACGUCGUAUGAUACACCCAUAGCAUUUUUCCUCCCUCAAUUCAAGAUCGUAGUUUGGCGCGGCGAUUGGCGAGCGUCGAUUUCAGACGAUCACUAGCUCCGUUGCAACCCCUCUCUUCUCACUCCGCCAGCUCUCUGCAAUUCUAGGGUUUCAAUUUCGUUCUGUCCACCAUCGAAUCACUUUUUUUUCUUUUGCAGAACUUGCAAUGGUUACAUUCAUCGUUCAGAUGUGCUAGUUUACACACCAUGGACAGCAGUUGCGUAUCUUCUGACCAAGUUGUUGCAGAAUUGAUUGGAAUGGGAUUUGAGUUUUCUGAUGUUACUGAAGCCAUUAAAGCAGUGGGCCCAUCAUUGGAGGAUGCAAUUGAAUUUAUCUUGAAUGGUUCAUGUAGAAAUAGUACCGUUGCUUCAGCAAGUUCUAAAUGUUCUACAAGCAAUGGGAAAGCUCUGGGCAAAAGAGCAUUGUCAGCUUCUCGUUCUUCUGAUCGAAUGCGACAAUCAACUAUAAUGGAACAUCUCCAAUCAACAGGUAGACCCAAAAGAAGCAAAACCAAUACUGAAUCUAAUGUAUCAGUCUCUGGAUCACAGGUGUUGCCCAAGCCUGUGAAAGGAUCAAAUGAGCCUUUUCAUGCCAGGAAAUGCAAUCUGGAAACCACUCCCGAAAAAUCUAUACUGCCAUUUCGCUGCCAAGAAGAGCUGGAUAUUGGACCAGAUUGGGAGCAGAAAGUCAAUAAUCUGCUAUACAAGCAUUUUGGAUAUUCAUCCUUGAAGAGUUUCCAAAAGGAAGCUCUGGCUGCUUGGUUAGCCCACCAAGACUGCCUUGUUCUUGCAGCAACAGGAUCUGGGAAGUCCUUGUGUUUUCAGAUUCCAGCACUAUUAACGGGAAAAGUUGUGGUGGUCAUUUCACCUUUGAUAAGUUUGAUGCACGAUCAAUGCUUAAAGCUAGCAAAACAUGGGGUGUCAGCCUGCUUUCUUGGUUCUGGACAAACAGACAGUAGCAUUGAGCAGAAAUCAAUGAGAGGCAUGUAUGACAUUAUCUAUGUCUGUCCAGAGACAAUUUUAAGACUGAUAAAACCUCUUCAAAGCCUUGCGGAAAGCCGCGGAAUAGCACUUUUUGCUAUUGAUGAAGUCCAUUGUGUUUCUAAGUGGGGUCAUGAUUUUCGGCCCGAUUACAGGCGGUUGUCCGUUUUGAGAGAGAACUUCAGGGCUGACAAUUUAAAUUUUUUAAGAUUUGACAUACCACUGAUGGCAUUGACUGCUACUGCCACUGUUCGUGUUCGAGAAGACAUCCUGAACUCAUUGUGCAUGUCGAAUGCAACAAAAAUUGUGCUGACUUCUUUUUUCCGGCCAAAUCUUCGAUUUUCAGUAAAGCAUAGUAGAACAUCAUCUCCAUCUUCUUAUGAGAAGGAUUUUUGUGAAUUGAUAAAUAUAUAUACCAGAAAGAAAAGGCCUGAUAAAAAGAAGCAUAAUGUGAUGUUACAAGAUCUAGAGCAUGAUUCAGAUAGCUCCAGUAACGCUUCAAAUGAUAGCAUAGUUGAGACAGAUAGAAUGUCUCGGAGUCUUCUGGACACUAUUGUGGAUGAUUCCUUUUCUGAAAAUGAUGAUGAUGUAAGUUCAUCAAAGGCAAAUCAGUCAACUGCUUCAAAUGAGAAAAAGUUGUCGGUUGAAUAUCUGGAAGAUGAGUGUGAUCUUUUAAUGGGUGUAGAUGAUUUGGAUGUUUCCUGUGGUGAAUUCUUUGGUCAAUCACCUGAUAAGGACCCAGAUAUUUGUGGGUUACAUGAGAUAAAUGAUCUACCUAACAAACAGGAAGAAGGAUUAAAACUUCAGCAAGGUCAUUUAGAAGGAUCAACAAUUAUUUAUGUACCUACCAGAAAAGAAACAUUAAGCAUAUCAAAGUUUCUUUGCAAGUGUGGUGUGAAGGCUGCUGCUUAUAAUGCGAAGUUGCCAAGAUCACAUCUGAGGCAGGUGCAUAAUGAAUUUCAUGAAAAUGUCUUACAGGUGGUUGUUGCAACAAUUGCUUUUGGAAUGGGGAUUGACAAGUUAAAUGUACGAAGAAUCAUUCAUUAUGGCUGGCCACAGAGUUUGGAAGCAUAUUACCAAGAAGCUGGUCGAUCUGGGAGGGAUGGGAAAUUAGCAGAUUGCAUUCUAUAUGCAAACCUCUCAAGAAUACCAUCACUUUUGCCAAGUCGAAGAAGUGAAGAUCAGACAAAACAAGCUUACAGGAUGUUAUCUGAUUGCUUCAGGUAUGGAAUGAAUACUUCAAGUUGUCGAGCCAAAAUCCUUGUAGAGUAUUUUGGGGAGGAAUUUAGCUAUCAGAAGUGUCAACUGUGUGAUGUCUGUGUAAAUGGUCCUCCUGAAAUGCUGAAUUUGAAGGCUGAGGCAGAUGUUUUUAUGCGUGUUAUUGUCGCUCAUUAUGGACUGAUCAAUUUUGCAGGCGACUCAUAUGACAGUGUAAUCUCUGUUAGUAACAAAGAACAGAGAUUCAUGGAGAAGCCAAACAUCAGGAUGUUUGUUGGUAGAAUAAGAGAACAGUCUCAACAAUUUGUAGUAAGUGAUGCGCUAUGGUGGCGAGGUCUUGCUCGUAUUUUAGCAGAUAAAGGGCUUAUCAGAGAGGGAGAUGACAUGAUCCGUGUUCAGAUAAAAUUCCCCGAGCCAACAAAACUGGGAUGCAAAUUUUUGCAAUACAAGACAGAGGAACCCUUCUACGUAUAUCCUGAAGCAGAUAUGCUGCUCCCGACAAAAAUUGACAAGCCUUAUUCCAGUUUCUCAGAAUGGGGAAAAGGCUGGGCUGAUCCCGAGAUCCGCCGACAGCGCUUGGAAAGAAAACGAACAAGGAGAAAUCCACGCAAGAGAAAAUCAAGAAAACGUAAUCCAGAUCUGAAAACAGUCAGAGGAAGGUUAGCUUCGAAACUCUCAAAACAGAAACAAUAAACCUUGGUCAUUGAAUUAUUCAACUCACAUAAUCUGUACCGUAGCAAUUGUUUGGAUUGUUCAUCGUUGUAUAUCUAAAUUUUGAAGAGCAAUGAUAUCAAUGGCUAUUUCAGAGUUGAUAUCAAUUGGUGUUGGUUUUGAUCUCCAAUUUUUAGCCAAAUUAUUAUUGUAGUUGAAAUGAAAGUUGGUCAUAUGGCCUCUUUUUGACUAUAUAAGCAAUGAAAAUCAUGGAUAAUUAUUCUGAA